AUGUCACGUUGUCAAAGUAAAAUGUCAUGUGGUAGAUAACCUCAAAACAAACUUUGUUUUGAUUUAGUAAAAUCAAUUAAAUUGUGGUAUUUCUGUAUGUAUAAAUGGGAUUUUUACAUACAAAAUGAAGAAAAACAAAAAUACCCCACGCCGUAAUUUUCCAAAUACGCGUAAAGCCUUACGGAAACAAAAAAGGAAAGAAAAGAAGGUAAAACGAGUAGAGCACUAUUCUAAAAAGAAGAAUGCACCAGAGCAAGUGAAUUUUACACCUGGACGCUUCGUGAAGAGGCCAGCGGAGGUCGCAGAAGAUGUCAAAGAAGUUCAUAUCAAAAAGAAAAAACAGAAGACAGCACCUUUGACCGCCUUAGAUAUCUUGAGCAAUCAAAGAAAAAAAGACAUAAAGGAAACAGACAAACUAAAAUUGCAAAUGGAAGACCAGCGGAAAAGAAUAUUCCAACAGGCAAAUGAUGAUGAAGAUAAGAUUAUAAAAAAACUAGAAAAACAACUUGGGCUGAAUAAAACUAAAAACAAAAACAACUUCUUUGCUGAUGAUGGUUUGGACUACCUUCUAGAAAUUUGCGACAGGACAACCUCAGAACAAAUAGUGGCUGCAGAAAAACAUUUGGCCAAUGUAGAAGAUGAGUCUGACUUUGACGAAGAUCUAGCCACUGUGACUGGGAAAGAAAUUAGCAGUAAAAAGAAGAAAAAGACCACAAAAGAUGAAAGCCAGAGUGAAGCAGAAGAAGAUGAGGGCAGUGAAGAUGACCUAAGUGAUGAAGAUGAAGAGAUUCAAGAUGAUGAUGAUGAUGAACUCAGUGGUGCUGAAAGUGCAGAAGACAGUGAAGAUUUUGAAGAUGCCAGUGAGUUAUCAGAUGUUGAUGAUGAAGAAGAAGAAGGUAUAACAUUUAAAUUGUUAUGAUAGUUAUACUUAAUUAAAUAUUUUUUUUAAUGUGUAGUUUAUAAUGUUAAUUUAAUUUCAGAACCUCCAAAAAAACUAUUUAAAAAAGAAGAGAAGAGUAAAAGAGAUAUAAAGAGCAAUGUAACUGAAAAAAGUAAUGCUGGAAAACAACAGACCAACAAUAAUAUUGAUGAUGAUGAUCUAAUGUCAGGUGAAGAAAUAGAGAAUCCUUUCAGUGAUGAUGAAGUAUCCCAUUUAUCUGGUGAUGAUGAAGACUUUUCAGACACUGAAAAUAAUAAAGCAACUGAAGUAAAUGACGAAAAGCCUGAUGUUUGGGAAGAUAUUUAUGGAAGAAAAAGAGAUAAAGAGGGUAACAUUAUUAAAGAAGAAAAAGGUGUUUACAUUCCACCGCAUCUCAGAGACAAGGAUUCCAGUUCAGAUAAAGAACUGGCUCAGUUGAAAAGGCAGAUUAAAAGCGUGUUGAACAAGCUGGCUGGAACAAAUCUCCACUGGGCCUGCACCAGCAUAGAAAACUUAUACUCCAAUAACAGCAGACACUCAGUGAACAGCUGCCUCGCCACGCUCUGGCUGGAAGCCACCGCCCCCGCGCAGGCCGCGCCGCCGCGCCUCGUGGCUGAGCACGCCGCGCUGCUGGCGGCGCUACACGCCAAUGUGGGGCAGGAAGUGGGUGCCCAUUUCCUGCAGAUCCUGGUGAAGAAGUGUGACGAGCUGAUGAUGGACCCCCCGCCUGUUGAGGACAAGACUCUAGACAACCUGAUUUGCUGUCUCUCUCAUAUGUACGGUUUUAAGAUGUACCAAGCAGAUUUACUCUACGAUAUCCUCAACAGACUGUUAGAAGACCUUACGGAGAAGAACAUAGAGUGCAUAUUAGUCUGUCUCCGCACCGUAGGCGGGGUGCUUAGGAAAGAACAACCUCUGGCUCUGAAGACUUUCAUACAAAACACACAGAAUAAAAUUGGAGACAUAAAUCCAACCUUAAGAACUCGCCUCAGCUUCCUCCAAGAGGUGUUGUUAGCCGUCAAGAACAACAACUUGACUAAAAUACCGAACUACGACCCGACAUAUGCGGAACAGCUGAAGAAAACCAUCAGGACCGUCAUACGGAAGGGAAACUAUGUGACAACGCUCAAUAUUAGACUGGAUGAUUUGUUGAAAGCGGACGAGCGAGGCAAGUGGUGGGUAGUAGGCUCAGCGUGGAAGGGCGCCGCCCGCCCCGACGCGCCCGCCCCCGCGGCUCCCGCCCAAGAUCAGAAGCUUCUAGAGCUGGCCAGGAAACAGAGGAUGAAUACGGAUGUUAGGCGGAGCAUAUUCUGCAUUAUUAUGGCUGCUGAGGACUACAUGGACGCAUUCGAGAAGCUCGAGCACUUAACCCUCAAGGGACCUCAACAACGCGAAAUAGUGCACGUGCUACUGGCCUGCUGUCUGCAGGAGCGUCGCUACAACCCGUACUACGCACUGCUGGCACACACGCUGUGCGAGCGAGACAGGAAGUACCAGCUAUCCAUCCAGUUCGCCGUGUGGGACAAGAUCAAGGACCUGGCGAGUCUGUCGAAGGUCGGCCUCGGGAACCUCGCGCAGCUACUCACACAUCUCAUCAUGGAGAAGAGCCUGCCGCUGUCUAUACUCAAGGUAAUAGAAUUCUCCGACCUCAACAAGACCACAGUGCGCUUCAUGCGCCAAAUCCUUCUCGCAAUCAUCAUGAACGAAGACCUACAAGCUUCUUUAGAGGUGUUCCACCGGAUUGCCAAGUCUCCCAAACUGCACAUGUUCAGGGAAAGUCUACGGCUAUUCAUACAACAUUUCCUAGUCAGGAAUGCGGGCAAGAAGACCACGGUGCUGAGUGAUAAAGAGAUGGAGGUGUUGAAACAAAGGACGGUAGAAGUGGAUAAGAUGUUGACUGUACAUGAGAGUAAAAUGAGGUUUUGAUUAAAUGAGGUUUUGUUGUU
Messenger RNA from Plutella xylostella (diamondback moth), 2865 nucleotides. NCBI's taxonomy places the organism in Eukaryota, Metazoa, Arthropoda, Insecta, Lepidoptera, Plutellidae. The record is from RefSeq and is a predicted model, not a curated record.